UCUCUUACAGAAUUCAUAAGUUGUUGUCUCUUUCAUUGCCGUAAUUUGGAGAAAGUGGCUACUUUGUUUUGACUUUUGUGUCGCUAAAACUUAAAUACUGUGUGAUUUUUAUUUGUGAGUUGCGAAAUUUGUGCUUAAUAAACAUUUUAAAGUAAAACCCAUUUAUAGUAUCGUGCUGAUGACGUAGACAAGAUGGAUAACGUGUAUAUUCUUAAUAAUUUGGGGAAGGGCAGUUUGAAGGUGACCAUAACACCGGCGCAGCACAAGACCCUCACUCAUCUGCCGAAGAGGCCGCCAGUCGACUUGGCCUUUACGGACCUCACUUACAAAGUCCAGGAGGGAAGGAAGAGCAAUGUGAAGACAAUCCUGAAGUCAGUGUCGGGGCGGCUUCGCUCCGGCGAGCUUACGGCCAUCAUGGGCCCGUCCGGCGCCGGCAAGUCCACGCUGCUCAACAUUCUCACUGGAUACAAGACAUCAGGCAUGGAAGGCAGUAUAACAGUGAACGGUAUGGAGCGUAACCUGUCCAGCUUCCGCAAACUGUCCUGCUACAUUAUGCAGGACAACCAGCUGCACGGCAACUUGACCGUGGAGGAAGCAAUGGCGGUGGCCACGUCUCUUAAGCUGCCUAGCGUUACUUCGCGAGCUGAUAAGGAAGAAGUGAUCCAAGAGAUCCUCGAAACGCUAGGCCUCUCCGAGCACCACAAGACGAUGACGUCCAACCUCUCAGGCGGUCAGAAGAAGCGUCUGUCCAUAGCCCUGGAGUUGGUCAACAACCCGCCCAUAAUGUUCUUCGACGAGCCCACGUCGGGGCUGGACAGUUCCUCUUGCUUCCAGUGUAUAUCCUUGCUGAAGACCCUGGCGAGGGGAGGCAGGACCAUCAUCUGCACUAUCCAUCAGCCGUCUGCGAGAUUGUUCGAGAUGUUCGAUCAUUUGUACACGUUGGCUGAUGGGCAGUGCGUGUACCAAGGGAGCACGGGGAGAUUGGUGGAGUGGCUGGGCAGCCUCAACCUGCAGUGUCCAUCGUACCACAACCCAGCUUCGUUCAUCAUCGAAGUGUCGUGCGGCGAGUACGGGGACAACACCGGCAAACUCGUGAGAGCUAUCAAUAACGGCAAGAAUGAUAUCAGAAACGGCCAACCGUUCCCAGAGACAACGCCGAACUACAACAACAAGAAAGACAUGGAGGUGUCCCUGAACGCGGGCAAGGAGUGGGACAAGAACGACCUCAGCCAAGUGCAGGAGAAGUUCGCUGAUGUGGUGAACGGAUCCAACGGCCACGGGAACCUGCAGAACGGAAUCUUGCAGUACGCUGCUAAUGAGGUUUCUAAAGGCGAGCCUGGUCUGGUGUUACAAAUGGAGACUGAAAAGCAGGAUAAUGCUGAAGUGGCUCUGCUGGGCACGGACGGGUCUCCGCGGCGGUACGCCACCUCCGAGCUCACGCAGUUCUGGGUCGUGCUGAAGAGGACGCUGCUCUUCAGUAGACGAGAUUGGACCCUGAUGUACCUCCGCCUGUUCGCUCACAUUCUGGUCGGCUUCCUGAUCGGGGCGCUGUACUACGAUAUCGGCGACGACGGCUCCAAGGUGCUCUCCAACCUCGGCUUCCUGUUCUUCAACAUGCUGUUCCUCAUGUACACAUCGAUGACCAUCACUAUACUUAGUUUCCCUCUGGAGAUGCCGGUGCUUGUUAAAGAACAUUUCAACAGGUGGUACUCUCUGCGGUCGUACUAUCUAGCCAUCACUGUCUCCGAUAUACCGUUCCAGGCGAUAUUCUGCGUGAUCUACGUGGUGAUAGUGUACCUGCUGACGUCACAGCCGCCCGUCUGGUUCCGGUUCGCGAUGUUCCUGUCCUCGUGCCUGCUCAUAUCGUUCGUGGCGCAGAGCGUCGGACUCGUGGUGGGAGCCGCUAUGAAUGUACAGAACGGUGUGUUCCUGGCGCCCGUGAUGUCGGUGCCGUUCCUGUUGUUCAGCGGUUUCUUCGUGUCGUUCAACGCGAUCCCGGUGUACCUGCGCUGGAUCACGUAUCUCUCCUACAUUCGAUACGGGUUCGAGGGCACGGCGCUGGCUACUUACUCGUUCAAUAGGCCCAAGUUGCAAUGUCAUCAGCCGUACUGCCACUUCAAGAAUCCCCUGACGACCCUCGAAGAGCUAGACAUGAGUGAUGCAGACAUCGCCCUGGACAUCGCGGCCCUCUGCCUCAUAUUCCUCGUCCUCCGUAUAUCUGCCUUCCUGUUCCUGCGCUGGAAACUCAAGGCCACCAGAUAAGUUGUGUUUAGAUAACGCGUCGGUACUUUGUCGUGUUAUCGAUGGUCUUACAUAUCGAUAUUUUGAUAUCCUUACAUAUCGAUAGUGUUUUAAUAGGCAUGUUUGUAGUCGUAUUAGGGAUGUGUUUGACGCAUAUCAAUAUUUUUUGUAUGCUUUUGUCGUGGAAGGUAGCAGAUUUUAUACGUUUUAAUAUUCGAUAUAAGUGGAUAGCAUAUUAUAUAAGAAAUACACAUAUCUAUUUGUAAAAUUGUAUUAAAAAUAAAAGUUAAAAUUGUUGAAAUGACUCGACAAGGUACCGAAACACGUAGUUAGUACACGUACGCAGUAAAUGUGAUAAAUGGAUUUGUAAUUAUUCGAAUAUUUAUUAGAUGGAAUGAUGUCGCCGUUUGCGUAUUGUCGUGAGAAUAGUUUAGCAUUGAUUUAUGGAACAUUUAAAAUUUAAACCUUGUUGUUGUAUUUACAAGGUUCUGUUUUGAGUGUAUAGAUGUAGCUUAGUUUUCACUCGUAGAGAACAAGAGUGUAAGACUAAUUUUAUAAUUCCUCAUCGAUUAAUUUGUCGAUAAAUAUAUUUUUCGACUGGAAGCUGUCCCUCGGCAAGACGCAAAUGAUGACGAACAAAAAUACAAACUAGAUAAAAAGUUAUUAUAUUAUCAGACGUUUUCAUUUUAAAUCAUUUAUCAUGACAAUAAUUUAUUUAAGUGGUUUCAUCUAUUGUAUAUCGAUGGAUAGUGAAGUGCCUUUAUCGACAUAUUGAACGGAAAUAGUGACCAAAUAAACCAUUCUUAUGUACCAAUAAAAAUAUUUAUAUAUUUUUAAACUUUGUUAAGAACAAAUUUGAAUUUACAGUGUGUGAUAUUUAUGUGAUAACUUAUUGGUAAUUCUGUGAUUCCACACAUAAUAGUAAAUAUUUGACAUAAUUUGUGUAUACUUGCCAAUAAAUUCCAAAUGACUAAAUUUUUAAGUGUAACCAGCCCAAAUAUUAUAACAAAAAUAUAUAUCGUUUGUCAAUGGUUGUAUAUUGCAAUUUUAUACCAAAAUGCAAAUAAAUAUUUUUUACCAAAUAUAUUGAUAUCAAAUGAGAUCUGAUGAGUUUCGAUACAGGGAUCCAAGAAAUGACAAAAGUGUCGCAAAUACUUUUUAAUAAAACAGUUUGAUUUCGACUGUCCUGCUCCUAAAAUACUUGGAACAUUCCAAAUUAUUUCAAUCAUAUUUCUUAAUUUUCCAUAUAUUUUUAUUUCCUAAAAAAUUGCUCAAAUACCUGCUUCACAAUAGCUUACAUACAUUAUAAUUAAUUCGUAUUUAAGAAAACCCAUUACAUAAAAUAAAUAUGCACGUCCUCAAAUUCAAGUGUAGUAAGGAAUAUAGUAGUAAGAAAACACUGAAAAAUAAUUAUACAAAUAUUUUUGAUAGUUGUAUCAUAUACAUGUUAUGUAUCAUAUGUGACGAUUUAUCAAAAAACAGUUAUUGUAAUAUUUUUCGAAAAGUAUAAAUAAAUCGAUCAAAUAAAUACUUACUACAGUUUGUAAUAAAGAUAUUCCAGCAAAAUGUAUUGCUCAUUAUGAGUCUUGCCCGCUUGGCUUGCCGUCACUUCAUUAUGGCACAGAAUAUGUAAGUUAACGUAUGGUAAUGACAAAUCAAUUAUUUAUACAGUGGAAAAACAUUGAUUACAAAUUGUAAUACUGGUCUUUGGAACCAGGUAGUGAUUGUAACAAAGAUGUACACGAAAAUAACACAAUAAAUUGUUAUUCCAUACUGUUUAAUGUAUUGUUAUGAAAUUUGUAAGUAAUUCAUAAAGUUAAAUAAAAUUCUUAAAUAUACGUAAUUGAAAUAUCGCUGUUAGUUUUUUCAGUUUUGAAUGUGGCUUUACUAAUAAUUUAGGCAAUAGUUAUUACAUUACUGUUAAUGCCAAAAAAUAUGUAAAAUAAGGUUAAAAGACCACAGGAAGUUUCCGAAUAUCAUUUUUCUAUGAAAAAAAAAUAUGUGGGAAUAACUUGUUUGUUACAUACGAGUUGUAAAGAAACUAGUUAAAAUAUGCAUCUAUAAUAAACAUGAGGGGACAACGUAAAUACAUUAAUAUGUUUCACAAUUACCUACUUCAAAGCAUAUAACAAUUGGAGUCAUUACCAUUCGUACAUUAUUAUAAAUUAGACUACUGACUCAGGGAAUAUGGAUAUUUAUAUUGUACUUAGUUAUAUUGAUAGAUAAAUAAAUUGGUCCAAUUAUUUGUAUCGAAGAAUGGUUAGAUUUAAAGGUUUUAGAUUUUACGAUGUUUGUAAUAUUUUUUUAAAAUAAAUGGUUGAUAAAAAAUA
This is a messenger RNA of Manduca sexta (tobacco hornworm), 4571 nucleotides long. Its product is annotated as ATP-binding cassette sub-family G member 4. Lineage: Eukaryota; Metazoa; Arthropoda; Insecta; Lepidoptera; Sphingidae. Gene Ontology annotation, molecular function: ABC-type transporter activity; ATP binding; ATP hydrolysis activity. The coding region runs from base 193 to 2262 and encodes 689 amino acids. Gene Ontology annotation, cellular component: plasma membrane. The transcript has 13 exons. The record is from RefSeq and is a predicted model, not a curated record.